Solanum verrucosum is the source of this 851-nucleotide messenger RNA. RefSeq names its product 60S ribosomal protein L7-2-like. The record is from RefSeq and is a predicted model, not a curated record. Gene Ontology annotation, cellular component: cytosolic large ribosomal subunit. Gene Ontology annotation, molecular function: RNA binding; structural constituent of ribosome. Lineage: Eukaryota; Viridiplantae; Streptophyta; Magnoliopsida; Solanales; Solanaceae. The transcript is spliced from 6 exons. Gene Ontology annotation, biological process: maturation of LSU-rRNA from tricistronic rRNA transcript (SSU-rRNA, 5.8S rRNA, LSU-rRNA). The coding region runs from base 43 to 783 and encodes 246 amino acids.
UCACUUUCGCCGGCGUAAUUGAUAUAGAUAGUGUUGCUGAUUAUGGCGGAUGAGGUGCCACAGCCUCUGAAUUAUAUACCAGAAGUGAUUCUGAAGAAGAGGAAGAACAAUGAAGAAUGGGCAAUCAGAAGAAAACUCCAACUGGAACAGAAAGUCAGAAAGCUCAAAUCUGAUAGUUUUGUCAUCAAGAAGCCCGAGCAGUUUAUUCGAGAGUAUAGAGAUAAGGAGAUGGACCUUGUCCAAAUGAAACAAAGGGGAAAAAGAAGAGACAAGGGAGCACUGACUACGUCAGAUUCCAAACUUCUAUUUGUGAUACGCAUUGGAGGGAAAAGUGAUAUGCAUCCAAGAACAAGAAAGGCUUUAUACUCUUUGCGGUUGCGAAAAAUCUUCAGUGGGGUCUUUGUAAAGGCAAAUGAAAGAACAGUGGAGAUUCUACAAAAGGUGGAGCCUUUUGUCACAUAUGGCUACCCCAAUCUGAAGAGCGUGAAAGAUCUGAUUUACAAGAAAGGUUCUGGAAAAACCGACAAUCAGAGAGUGCCUUUGACUAGCAAUGACAUUGUUGAACAGACACUGGGCCAGUAUGGCAUUAUAUGCUUAGAGGACGUUGUGAGAGAGAUUGCUAGUGUUGGUCCACACUUCAAGGAGGUCACUAGCUUUCUAUGCCCCUUUGCUCUCACCAAGCCAGAGAAAGCUUUGCAGGGUAAGAAGAAACGAUACAAUGAUGGUGGCGAUUCAGGAAAUCGUGAGGAUCACAUCAAUGAGUUGAUCUCUAAGAUGAAUUAAAAUAGACACCCGGGUUUCCAGAUCAAAUUUUUGUUGAGUGUUAUAAUAUAGUUUUGGUAUGGGUUAUU